AUGGAUGACGAAGAAUCUUUAUACGUCUCUGAUACAGAAAAGCAUGAAGUUAGGCGAUGGCGAAUGGGUGAAAAGAAUGGAACAGUGGUGGCAGGUGGUAAUGGAGAAGGUAAUCGUCGUGAUCAGCUCGAUUAUCCUUAUUCCAUCGUCGUCGAUCAAGAUCAUUCAGUGUACGUAUCGGACUGGAACAAUCAUCGUGUAAUGAAAUGGAUGAAAGGUGCGAAAGAAGGCAUUAUUGUGGCUGGUGGUAACGGUAAAGGGGAUGCUCUAACACAAUUGCAUUAUCCAAAUGGACUAUUCGUCGAUCGAUUGAACACUGUCUAUGUGGCUGACUCGAAGAAUCAUCGAAUAAUGCGUUGGCCGCAAGGAGCCACAAGCGGAAGUGUUAACAAACGACUUCAUGCAAUUGUACAUGAUUCAAUUUUUACAAAUUGUUUAACAUUGAUGAAGAAUGUCUCAGUUGAUUCCAUCGAUCCAUUAUCUGAUCCAAUACUUGAUCAAUUUUUUUUACAAAUUUUACCUUCGAUUCAUCAUAAAAUCAAAUGGUUUAAUCUUGAAUCAUCAUCUAUGAAACGGAUUCUUCUUGCUACAAAUUAUCCGAAUUUAUAUGGACUUGGUUUAUAUGAUAUUGAGAUAGAAACAGCUCUGUCUUUCUUUAGUGGCGAAUCUUGUUUAACUUCUAUAGAUAAAAAUCAAAUCUUUGAGUUUGUUAUCAAACGUACUACAUAUGGAAAAGUAAAUUUAACGAAGGAUAUGAAUUCACGAAUAUUAGCACGUAUCUUUACUACGUUUUCCAAUUUACAAUAUUUAAAUUUUUGUGCAUCUUCAAUUUGGAAUGAACAAUUAGCAUUUUUAAAUCCGUAUCCAGGUAUAAACUCUUCAACUCUCUUAGAAUUGCAUAUCCUUUUGGUGUCGUUCUCCGACUGUCUUUAUAUACUUGAUGGACGUUUCAAUAAACUUCACACACUUCAUGUUGAUAUUUUUUCUAUUACUCCUUCGGAUUUAAGAAACAAUAAUCAGAAAAAAUUACCUAUACCUAAUAUAAGAUGUUUUUCACUAUACUGUGAACCGAUGACAAAUGUUUAUGAUGAAGUAAUUGUACCACAUCUACAACGAAUGUCGAAUUUAGAAAAACUCUCUUUGAAUCUUGGUAUUUGUGACAAAAAUACAUUUGUUGAUGGAAAUGAAUUGAAGCAGAAUAUUAUUAACUAUAUGCCACAAUUAAAGAGUUUUCAAUUUUAUAUUUGCUCACAUCUUUAUCUUUCUAAUCAAAUUUAUCUACCAUCAAAAGAAGAUAUUCAACAUACAUUCAGAGAUUUUAAAGAUGAUCAAGUUAUUUCUUAUAUUGAUUAUUUCCAAAAAGAACAAUAUAGUUUAUGUCAUAUCUAUUCAUAUUCGUUCAAAUUAAAAUAUUACUAUACUAUAACAAAUAAUUUUCCAGGUGGAUUAUUUAAAUAUGUUCAUGAACUAUUAUUUUAUGAUGAAUGUCCUUUUGAACAUGAAUUUUUUCUCCAAAUUGCUCAAUCGUUUCCAUUUAUUAAACGUUUAUCUAUAAAAAAUUCGAAACCACAAAAUAACAAAUUAUGUAAAGAAUCAAAGAAUGACAAUCAAGAUUUUUCGGUCAUUAAAUUUCCUCAUCUUAUUUGUCUUACUCUUAAUCUAGCUCAUGAUGACUAUAUUGAAGAAUUUCUAGUUGAUACAAGAAUAUGUUUACUGAAUAAUAAUGUUCAUCUUAACAUUUUUUACCACCAAUUGAAAAGAGUGACGCAUCAUUUUACAAGAGAUACAACACGAAUCAAUUGUGCAAAACUGAAUUCUUUAUGUUUUGGUGGUCGUCGACUUCCUAAAUAUGCAAAAGACUAUUUUCCACAUGUAUAA
This is a messenger RNA of Rotaria sp. Silwood1, 1878 nucleotides long. The record is from the annotation of a GenBank genome assembly. Lineage: Eukaryota; Metazoa; Rotifera; Eurotatoria; Philodinida; Philodinidae.